Molecule: messenger RNA, 2220 nt
Organism: Xenopus tropicalis (tropical clawed frog)
Lineage: Eukaryota; Metazoa; Chordata; Amphibia; Anura; Pipidae
Product: keratin, type I cytoskeletal 15
Exons: 8
Coding region: 326-1510 (394 amino acids)
Molecular function (GO): structural molecule activity
Source: RefSeq, a predicted model, not a curated record
GUUGUUGCCGGCAUGCUAGGAAUGCUCGACACCUUCAGCUUUCCAGCUAAAGCCAAAGUAAUCAAUUUUGGAGCAAAAUCAGCCCCAGCUCGCUGGCCAAUCCCUAAAAGCAAAACAAGGAAAACAUAUGGGGAAAAAAGGCAAUCACGCCGUGCCCAAGGUGAGUGAAAUGUGAGCUGAAAGGCUUCACUCGCUGAGCCAGUAGCACCGCGCUCAGGUUAGGAAUAAAGGCUUCCUCAGUCUGAGUUACUAUGGGAGCUGUUUAAUCACAAACCAGCAGCAAAGCUUUGGGACUUCUCCACCGUUGAUCCCAUUCUACCUUAUCAUGUCGUUCAGUGGUUUAGAUAGAAAAAAGUGCAGGUACCGUGUCCCGGGGAGCAGGGAAAAAUGGCAAAGUGCUGACCUUCUCCCCCUCAGCCAAAAGGAGACCUUGGAGCAGCUGAAUAGUCGCCUGGCCGCCUACCUGGAGAAGGUGAGCCAACUGGAGGAGUCCAACCGGCAUUUAGAGCAAAAGAUUCAAGAUCUCUGCGAGAGAAGGGCAAGGACCAGUCGGGACACAAGUCGGUACGAGAAGGUCAUCGCUGAGAUGGAGGCCCAGAUAAAUAGGGUGAAAAUGGAAAAUUCAGAGCUCUCUUUGGCGGUCGAAAAUACCAAGCUGACUGCAAACAACUUUAAAGCAAAGUAUGAAACAGAACUCUCUCUGUAUCAGAUUAUAACGGCGGAUAUAAAGGAAGUGAAGGCAGCCGACAGUCACCUCGAGAUGGAAACUAACUGCCUGAAGGUGGAGUUACAGAUCCAAACUGAAGAGUUAAGUUCCCUCAAGAAGGAUCACCAGGAGGAUAUGGCGAAACUUCGAGAGGACCAGUCUAAAUGUCAAGUGAAAGUGGAAGUCGACAGCCAACCAGCGAAUGACCUCACAAAAACCCUGGAGGAGAUGAGAGAACAUUGCAAAGCAAUCAUAUGCAAUUCCAACAGGAAAGCAGAGCCUUGGCUUGUUUCUAAGAUCAGACAUUACACUCAUCAAAAUACAAUUAAACCUCUUCAAGCCGAGAUGGUGGAAGUGACUCUACUGAGAAGGACCAUACAGUGCCUGGAAGCUGAGCUGGAAACCUUACAUAACAUGAAAGCUUCUCAAAGGACAACUCUCAUUGAGACUGAGCAGAACUAUGCAACUCAGCUCCAGAGAAUCCAAAGAAUCAUAUCAAGGACAGAAGAUGAGUUGGUGAAGACUAGAACCGACUUUAAGCAAAUGUCUGCAGAUGGUGGGAUGUUGCAUUACCUGAAGGACCUUCUGCAGAUGGAAAUAAAGACAUACGGGCAGCUCAUGGAUGUGGAAGAAAUCAGGAUGGAAGAUAUGAUGUAUAAUGCCUCCAAUGGACAUCCAGCAACUUUAAAGACCAAACAAACUGACGUUACGGGUGCAUCACUGAGACUCCCGGUCUACUUGGUUUUGGUUUCAGAGUCGAUGUCCGUCAUCAGCAAAUCCCCGUUCAGUGACAAGAUCUCAUAGAGGAUAUGGAACUUUGCAGUGGAAAAAUAUAAUAUAUAUUGAUACGCCCAUUGCUUGGUCAAUACAAGGACUUUACUACUACACUUUACUACUGCUAGUACAACUAUAGGGUCCUGCCUGGAACCAGUUCUGAGACCCGGACUCCCAACCCACAUUUUCACUCACUUUGUCCAGGACCCGCAACCACCUUAUCUACUACCUGAUCCACUGACCCCCAUUAAACAGGAAGUACUGUUGCCCAAACCAGGAAGUGGCAUCAUCAGAAGUGGGUGGGGGUAGAAAAAAAGUUUUAAAAAGUGUUUAUAGGAGUCAAAUAUAGAUAAUACAGGUAAUAUAAGAAUAUGGAUAAGACCCACAACUCAACCCGUGACCCGGUGAGCCAUAUCUAUACCCACAUCCCAACCCGCAGGUUGCCCACUUUUCUUGUGGUUAACCCUGGGGUACCUUUGGGAACCUGACCCUCUGCAGGACUAAAAUGGGCACAAAGUUGAGUAUAUAUAUCAAUACCAUUCAUAGAAGGGACUUGUGCCCAUGCAUAGUGUCAGUUUGCCAGCCCGGCCUCCAUAUAAUAUACAAAUUUUCCAAGAUACGUGUAUUCUUGAGGGUGUAACAUACUGUACACCCUCAGUGCGCCCAAACCAGGGAGUUGUUUUUGAAUUCCUGACUUGGGGGCAAGUUUUGGUUGAAUAAAAACAAGAUUUCCUACCAAA